UCGGGGCGGUAACGAGCGCGUGCACGAGAGGGUGCGCGAGGCGGUAGCGCUUGAUGCUGCUGCUGCUGCUGCUAAUAUCAGCCUCCCUAAAAGCGAGGGUAGCGGCGCUGAAGCCGACCGGCCUCGGGUAGGGGGAGAACCUUGGGGUUUUGUUUUGUUUUUUGCUCGGCAGCUUUUAAAGUCAACCAAUACCCAGACCGCCGCCCCGCCACGGGAAGCUCAUCAGUCUACUCAGCUGAUACCUGACAACUAUAUUAAAAAUGGCUGCUAGUAAGGCAAAAAGUCAAAGCUCUCUUGCCCUUCACAAAGUAAUCAUGGUUGGUAGUGGAGGCGUGGGCAAAUCAGCACUUACACUUCAGUUUAUGUAUGAUGAGUUUGUUGAAGACUAUGAACCAACCAAGGCUGAUAGUUACAGAAAAAAAGUUGUUCUAGAUGGUGAAGAAGUCCAAAUAGAUAUUCUGGAUACAGCUGGGCAGGAAGAUUAUGCAGCUAUUCGAGACAACUAUUUCCGGAGUGGGGAAGGUUUUCUCUUAGUUUUCUCCAUAACUGAGCAUGAAUCCUUUACAGCCACAGCAGAAUUUAGAGAACAGAUUCUCCGUGUAAAAGCUGAAGAGGAUAAAAUACCAUUACUAGUAGUGGGAAACAAAUCAGACUUGGAGGACCGUCGACAAGUGCCUGUAGAAGCUGCUCGAAGUAAAGCAGAAGAGUGGGGGGUGCAGUAUGUAGAGACAUCAGCAAAAACAAGAGCAAAUGUAGAUAAGGUAUUUUUUGAUUUGAUGAGAGAAAUUAGAUCCAAGAAAAUGUCAGACAAUAAAGACAAGAAUGGCAAAAAAAGCAGCAAGAAUAAGAAGAGUUUUAAAGAACGAUGUUGCUUAUUGUGAUCUUUAAGAGCUACACUUGUAGAUGACAGUACUAACAAGACAUUUUACUACUAACAAUAGAGGACUGAAUUAAUAAGAAGAAAUCUGAAUUCAAUACAUUUUUCAACUCACAUUGAUAUAAGAAGUUCAACAGAUUCAUGUAUACCAAGAAGGAUGAUUCUUGAAAGCAGCUGUCACUGGUAAACAGUAAUGCAAGCAUUUUUUCCUUGUAUCAUAAGCAAUUUACCUGUUAGUCGUAUGGUGCACUCUGAAUUUACCUCCGGAUGCUGCUCCAAGGGCACUCCUCAACAACUCUUCACUAUCCUUUUUUGUUUAAAUGGCAAGUUUUCAUUGAUAUUCCACCAAAGUUACCUGUCUUUUCUUUGUGGUUUCAUUUUGUGUGCUCUUAAAGGCUUAAGUCUUUGGUGAUUUUUUUUUAAACCACAAGUUGACAAAAUUGUAUAGUGCUGCUUAAAAUAAGUUAUGGUGGUAUCAGUUUUGCUGCUUUGCCAACACAUUAGAUGGACAGCAUAAGGCUUUAUCUUAAAAACAACAACCCUGAGCAGUGAGUUAGCAUUUCCAUAAUGACCAUAGUAAAUUUCAGAACAUUAGUAGUUAUUUUCUGGCAAAUUAUACCGCCUUAAAUUGGGAGUAAAUAAACUAGGCAUCUUUGAGGCAGAGGAGAGUUCUAAGCUUAAUCCAAUUUUUCAAUACAUUUGUUGAGAAUUGUGGUACUUGAAAUCCAAGACGUAUGAAUGACAUCAAGCUAGAAAUUUUUUAUUCCAUUGAGUAAUUAUACCCUUCCUCCCAAAGGCUUGGUUUCCUCCCAAAAUGUGGACAUUUUUACUCAUGGUGUUGUGAUGGUUCGUGGUCAUGUAUUGAAACCAUAGUGUUUGCUACAUUUGCUCUCAAUGUUUAACAGAAGGGGUUUUUUUUUAAUGUGAAAGUUCACAUUCUGUAGUUUCAUGAAUUGGAUACAGUCUUUGUUUUAAAAGUGGGUGGUUAAAAAAAAUCCACCAGUCCUUAUCAUGCACUUCCUCCAUUUGAACUAUAAAAAAAAAAUUAAGAAACUUAUACAGAAAAUGUUUCCAGCGGUUUGUUUGAACCAGAGAAACUUAAUGAUGCAUUAUAGUUGGCUUUACUUUCUUUCUCCCAUGAGAGUUGUUGGUAUCUGCCUAGGUGAUACCAAGACACAGAGUUCCACUCCUGAGUGAGCACUCACUCCUUACUGUUUUCCACAUUGUGGAGCAGUGGUGGCUAAAUUAAAAAGAUGGAGAUGGACAGUCUUUUCAUAUAUCUAUAUCCAAGGUUAAUAUUGAGGUAUUGCCAAAAAGUCUGACCCUUCACUUUCCUUGUACAAGAACUUUUUAUAGUUAUUCACUGGAUAAUGGGAUGAAGUUUAUACAGAUGGCUAAAUUUAUUCAGUUAUCAUUUUUUUUCUUCUUUUGUCACUGAUCAUUAAUGGGGUCAAUAAAAAUGGCAUGUAGAAGUAUAUCAUUACACUUUUAAAAAUAGCUCUGGCUGAUUUAUUAAACCAUUCUUUCUCAAUUUGGUGCUCUUUUAAACCGAAAUUUUCUUCAUUUCCAAACAGGAUGUGAGAGGAACCCCCAAAAAGCACCAAGCUGGAAAAAGUUCCAUUGAGCAGAUAUACUUUAUAUAAAUGCUCUUCUCUGGUCAGUCGUAAAAAAAUACUUUUUCAGAUUGUAGAGUACUUUAAAAAUUCCAAGAAUAAGCAUGUAUCAUGAUGCUUUGGAAGAUUUAGAGUACCUAGCUUAGAUCUGGGCAUGCUUUAAGAGAAGGAGUUUUAAGAAUAGGGGUUAUGAUACCACAUAAAACUAAGUCACAUAAAUCAAUGUGCCAGGAUUCUAUCCCUUUACCUUCAUUUUUUUUCUUUUUCACAACUUUUUGGAAUUGUUAUGUCUAUAUUGGAGUAUAUACACUGUUUUCAUUUAGUAUGUGGCAUGAAACUGCUUUGAUCAUUUUCAGUGAAGGCUUCGGAAGGCUUGAGAAAAGAGGGCUGUGCAGCAUUUCAUAUGGUCCCAUACCCAUGACUUGAAAAAGUGAUAAAUCAACUGUUUCAGACAUAAGCAAUAUUAGAAAAUAGGGAAAUAAACAAGUAGCAGUAUGAAGAAGAAAAAUACCACCAUGUCUGGAUAUUUAAAAAAUUGAAGGUUAUGUCUGAAUAUAAAGAUUAGAUUUAUCAAUUAAGGUUAUGUGAAAAAAAUACCAGAUAAUGCUAAAAUAGGAAAACUAUAAAGAAGUUUUAUUUACUGUAUAUUAGCAUAUUGGCAUAUUGACUUUAUAUUGGCAUAAUAACACAGUGAUAAAUGAUACAUGAAUGUAUAAGCUGAAGCAGAUAUCCAGUUCACAUAUUGUUAUUGUGGGCUAGAGAAGGCAGGAUAUGACUAUGUUUAUGGGAUCUGGCAAGACAAAUUAAAACACCACAGAUUGCUCUUCCAACAACCAAAGAAUGGACGAGGUUCAGUGUCAUCUAUCCUAAAUGCAAAUGGAGAUGUCAUAAUUUUCAGAAACAGAGCUUUCAGUAACAAAGCAUUCUUUGGGGAUGUAGAUUUGACAGAUGCCUAUUUUUAUGCAUACAACAAUCUGGAACCUGUAGAUUUCAUUUUGAACAGGAAUGGGCAGUAUGUAACCUUCCAGAUGCUGCUGAAUGUCAGCCCCAGGGAUCAUAGGCAUAUGCUAGCUAACAGGUGUUUCAGAAUCCUCAUUGGAGGACCAAAAUUUGCUCAAGCCCAAAGUAGAUGUUUUAUGUUGACAAUACAUAGAAGCUUUCAGCAAUCAUGAAGGAAGGUAGAGCUUCAUAGCCAUCUCUGAAAUAGGUAAACAUAACUACAAUGAGAAACUUGAACAAAAAGAACCUUGGUAAUUUUUUUAAAGAAGCUAGGGGAUUUAUGCAGUAAGAAAGCAAGCAAAAAAGAUGUAAUUCAUGUCUCUCUGGUUUCUAUAUGUAGAACCUAAUUUAAUAUCGCAUGACCUUUAGCGUGAAGGAGUGAAGGAGCUACAGAAAUUUACUGGAGAAAAUAACUUGCAUAGUUUAGGCAUUAAUUUAGCAUUUUGUUUUUAAUCUUUGCAAGCAGCUCAAAAUCAUUUGUGUGAGAUGCAUGGCCAUAUAAAUUUAGGCAUACACAGAUUCAAGGUUCAGAAUGGAAUCUGAGGAAGGCUUUAGUUUUUGAAAGAUCCACAUGAGCCUUGCAAUUACAGAAAUGUUGUAACUCUUUGAGAGAGAUCCUUCUUAAUACACCUUAAAACUGCUUCUUUUUUAUGCUUUCUGCAGCCUUAAUUGAUACUCUGAUCCUUUAUUCAGUGGAAAUUUCAUUCCAGUGUCGGAACUGCUUGCUGCCUAAAUUCAUUAAAUGUAUUCCCCUAUAAUGUCUUAAAAAUGGAGCAAUUGAUUUAGAAGUUGUUUACUUUAAAAAAAAUCUAUGAAAUCAGUAUUAUUUAACAUUGUUUAAGAAUUAAACCAUGAUUUCACUUGGGUUUCUCAGUUGCUGAAUUACAGUUCCCAGCAUCCCUCAUCCUUGCCUAUGCUGCUUUGGUUUGUUGCAAAUUCAGAGUCUGCAUCUCCUGGCAUAAUUGCUUGGCUGCUUAUAUACUGAAGUGUUUAAAUGAACUUCUAAUAGCAAAUGGUGCACAUUCUUCAGAGGAUUUGAAAUGUGAUAGCAUCAGUGACUGCGUAUUCACAACAACUGGGGACAGUAAACAUAUAGUAAGCUGUCUCAUAGUGAACUCACAUCAUUGGAUCUAACUCAGUAUUAGUCCCUCUGAUCAGUAACAGUUGCCCAAAAUUCCUAAUUUGACUUUUUCAAGCUCAUUUGAAAUAAGUCAAGUGAUGAGAUUUGGUAUAUGUAAUUUGGUUUUUAUUAAGUAUACAAAUGAAUGCAUUUUUCUCCUGCCUAUAAACCAGCUGUUGGGAAUCUGGAUCUUGAGAAGUAUAGGACCUAUUUCAAAACUUUAUCCGUUCUAGGAAUUAUAGGAGAUGAAGUCUACUCAUACUUGGAAAAUCACAGUCAUACAUGUUUGAGCUGUACGUGUAAAAGCAUCUGUAGAAAUUGGAUUCUACAUAUGUGACAAUUAAUAAACCAUAUAUGGUCCCACACAUUCAUUUUUGCAUCUAACUGUUAUGUAGUUUGAGUUGAUUUCUGUGCUUAUUUUAUAAAUACCUUAUGAACUAAAACUAGUCAGGCAAAAUAACAAAAAACAGGUUGUGAGCAUGACACUCAUUCCACAAAGUAGUUGAUCAAAACAUUUAGAAUAUUAAAAUUUAGUUAUAAUUGGGAAAUAAUUUUAAAGACCCCAAAUUAUUUGUUCAGAAUUUUUGUCGGAGAGAGAACUAACAAGUAUAUUUUCUUGUAAUAAAACAAACUCUGAGGCAUAU
This is a messenger RNA of Notechis scutatus (mainland tiger snake), 5253 nucleotides long. RefSeq names its product RAS like proto-oncogene B (gene RALB). Gene Ontology annotation, biological process: signal transduction. The record is from RefSeq and is a predicted model, not a curated record. Gene Ontology annotation, cellular component: membrane. Lineage: Eukaryota; Metazoa; Chordata; Lepidosauria; Squamata; Elapidae. Gene Ontology annotation, molecular function: GTPase activity; GTP binding.